AUGCAAUAUACAAAAAUCACAAGAAGUCAAGGGUAUAUGAGUGACGGGUUGGCAUUAGCGAAAACCUGGUUCUUUGCAAUUGAAUCCCUGGCAGAAUUGAAUGAUCCCUUAGGAGGUACCUUAAAGUUUCACAAGAAGAACGUUGGUAGUGGUACUAAUAUCAUAGAAAUCGAUUCAAAACUUGAUGUAUCAGAUACAAGCAGAUUAUGGUUGGAAACGGGGUAUUUUAACCGUGGAUCUAAUCCAGAGUAUCACGAUGCAUUGGUUAAAAUUGGAAUGAUAACUGAUUCCAAUUUACCUAUUCCAAGUCAGAUUAAUUUAUUUAUUGGAUUUACAAUUGAGAUUGUUCAAAUUAUAGAUGAGAUCACCAAAUGUUUAGAUUUGUUAAGAGAGAACCCCACUUAUCAAGUAUCAGGAAGUAUGAUUAUUAAAAUCAUGUCAUUAAUAGAUAAGGCCAGAAACAAUUAUUUUGUUCCAAAAGUGAAUAAACAGGAUUAUUCAAUCCCAAUUGAAUCAGCAGCCCAUCCCGAAUACACCGGAGUCGACAAGCUAACCUUGCCUUCUUCGUGUUUUGCCAAGGACGGAAACACAUACUAUUCAUGGUAUGAUAUGAAUGAACAAUUAGUCAUUGAUGAAAUGAUGUUACGUACCUUUACCACUCCAGGGUUACUUCUACUCCCUCGACACCACCCAUUAAUAGAAGAGUUAAAGCAGAAAAUGUUGGCAUCGAUGUUUUUCAUCAAGCGGAAACUGCCAGAGAAUCAAAUCACCGAGGAAAUCCUUGCUGAAAGUGAAAAUUUUUACUUGCCUAGCAGAUUAUUCACUGCCAGUGCGAUCAUGAUUGAAUCGCCUGUGGGAAGACUUAGUAGGAUUCUUAACCAAGAUAUUGAGUUUGAGCAAAUCGAACUUUAUUUUACAGGAUUGUUCAAAUUAGGUAAUGGAAGUUCAAUAAUGGCAUUAGAAAUGGUGAAGAAAUUAAGAAGGGGUGACGUUGACCUUGUAGAUCAUCCGGAAGUAAUUCCAUUUUGUUAG
This is a messenger RNA of Spathaspora passalidarum NRRL Y-27907, 1032 nucleotides long. RefSeq names its product Lys144p (gene LYS144). Bases 1 to 1032 code for a protein of 343 amino acids. NCBI's taxonomy places the organism in Eukaryota, Fungi, Ascomycota, Pichiomycetes, Serinales, Debaryomycetaceae. The transcript has a single exon. The record is from RefSeq and is a predicted model, not a curated record.